AUGACUUUACUUACGUAUUACAUCAUUUUCGCCGCUUUAAUAGCGGCUGGUGGGGCCGCGAAGUUAGACCAUUCGUACCUACCUCCAGCAUUCGCUGCAACUGCUGGAGGUAGUGCUGGAAACCUACAACUACCAUUCUCGAGAUCAAAUCAAGUUUCUCAAGGAGUACCGGCCGGAGGAUUUUUUAAUGAUCAUCAAGGAGUUGUAGUGGACGCUGCACCUGCUGUAGCAGGAGUAAGAGCCUCAAACCAGCAAAGCGGCUUAGGAGCCCCUAGGAUCUCGUACGGAUCCACAGAAUCCAAAGUAGGAGACGCUGCAUUUAGAGUGACUGCCCAGAAUCAAGGAUUUUUGAAUGAAUUUGGAGAACCUGAUUUAUCAGCCUUCCAUAAACCACCAUCUUCAUCUUCUUCAUCAUCAGGACAUUUACAAAUAAUAAGAGACCCGUCUCAUACACUUAAUUACCAAAACGUUAUAGGUAUAGAUAAAUUUAAUUAUGGUUUCGAAACAAAUAACGGAAUAAAAGUAGCACAAAAUGGGAUUGAUAUGAAUGGUGUUCAAUCACAAGGCGCAUUUUCAUAUUUUGGUGACGAUGGAAAACAAUACAGUGUGUCUUAUACUGCGGACAAAAAUGGAUAUCGGCCUCAAGGAAGCCAUCUGCCAACCCCACCUCCGAUUCCUCCAGAAAUAUUGUUAUCCUUGGAACGGAAUGCUAAGGAUGAAGCAGCUGGUAUUAUUGAUGAUGGUAAGUUAUCAUUU
Brenthis ino (lesser marbled fritillary) is the source of this 756-nucleotide messenger RNA. The record is from the annotation of a GenBank genome assembly. Lineage: Eukaryota; Metazoa; Arthropoda; Insecta; Lepidoptera; Nymphalidae.